AUGAAAGUUACAACUUUAGAUAAAGUUCACAUCAAACAUCAGAAUGAGGAGAAAUUGAACUGUGGCAUGGUUGUUGUUGCCAGAACUGACUCUCCAUCAUGUUCUGGGACUAAAACAGAUUUUUCAUCACAUCCUGACACUAAAACAGACUCUUCAUCACACUCUGACACUAAAACUAACUCUUCAUCACACCCUGACACUAAAACUAACUCUUCAUCACACCCUGACACUAAAACAGACUCUUCAUCACACUCUGACACUAAAACUAACUCUUCAUCACACCCUGACACUAAAACUAACUCUUCAUCACACCCUGACACUAAAACUAACUCUUCAUCACACCCUGACACUAAAACAGACUCUUCAUCACACCCUGACACUAAAACAGACUCUUCAUCACACCCUGACACUAAAACAGACUCUUCAUCACACCCUGACACUAAAACAGACUCUUCAUCACACCCUGACACUAAAACAGACUCUUCAUCACACCCUGACACUAAAACUAACUCUUCAUCACACCCUGACACUAAAACUAACUCUUCAUCACACCCUGACACUAAAACUAACUCUUCAUCACACCCUGACACUAAAACUGACUCAUCACCACAUCCUGACACUAAAACUGACUCAUCACCACAUCCUGACACAUCACAUCCUGACACUAAAACUGACUCUUCCUCACGUCCUGACACUAAAACUGACUCAUCAUCAUGUCCUGACAAUAAAACUGAUUCUUCCUCACGUCCUGACACUAAAACAGACUCUUCCACACGUCCUGACACUAAAACUGACUCUUCGUCACGUCCUGACACUAAAACUGACUCAUCACAAAAGUAA
This is a messenger RNA of Silurus meridionalis, 840 nucleotides long. Its product is annotated as clumping factor B-like. The record is from RefSeq and is a predicted model, not a curated record. Lineage: Eukaryota; Metazoa; Chordata; Actinopteri; Siluriformes; Siluridae. The transcript is spliced from 2 exons. Bases 1 to 840 code for a protein of 279 amino acids.